Molecule: messenger RNA, 7032 nt
Organism: Varroa destructor (honeybee mite)
Lineage: Eukaryota; Metazoa; Arthropoda; Arachnida; Mesostigmata; Varroidae
Product: deubiquitinase DESI2-like
Biological process (GO): protein deubiquitination
Molecular function (GO): deubiquitinase activity
Source: RefSeq, a predicted model, not a curated record
AUCUUAUCGAAUCUUCACGUAGAAGUCUUCAACCUAUAAAACGAAUUGUCCCGCUGUCGACUGUUCAUAUAAAGGGCAAAACAGCAAAGUUCUUAGUUCGAACAGUAAAAACGCCUUCACGUUAACUCAAUAUUUUGCAAUCAAGUUGAUCUCUCGCGCUAGGAGAGGACGUAAACAAUCGAGUCCGGGCUUCGGCGGCUACUUGCAAACUGGCAGCCAAAGAUGAGCCGAGUAGAAAUGUAAGUAACAGCUAUCUAGGACGCACGCAUGAACAACAUAUCAAAAAUGCUUUAACUAUCCUAGCUACAUAUAAUAUAUUGCUCUACACAGGAUGUAUUAUAUAUUUUAUUCGCUUCAUGUUUAUCAGUUCUGUGCCUUUCCUAGUCAUUAGUAGCUUCGCGCGUAGCACUGAUCAUCUAUCGAAUAACUUUUAUAAAGUUGAGUCGUCAUUUUAUAACUCCUAUAGAUCUUAUUUUGCAUGAAUAGCUAUAGACUGAAGUUUAGAGAUUUUCCUCAAGAUGAUCGACUAUCGACACAUUAAUCAUUUUUCUAACGGAUCUAGAUUGACGUGUCGGUUUUGAUGGCGGAGCAAUACAGUUCAUUGGAAACAGUGGAAAAAAGAAAGUUGUUCAACUUCUGACUAAUGCCACGAUUUGAAAAAAGAACUUAGUCUACUAUUGAAAAAAAGAAGAUAAAAUACAUACAAAAUUUUAUCUUUAUUUUCGUUGGAGAUUGUUUACGAAGUUCAGUAAUCUAAUAGCACUUAGCAUACCUUAGUUAUUUUUUCCACAUUAAAGAUUAAGCAAGGUUAAGAUAGGUAAGAAAAUGUUACUACCGAACUAUUAUGUUGUGGAUAUAUGUGUCUUCUUUGAUCAACUGUCAAGUUCACUUGCCGUCAUCGUUCGUAUGUAAUGUUUACAGGUGUAUAUAUAUCUAUAAUGCUUGUGGUGUCCACUACCAUUCGAUCUACUGUCUUCUGCGAACCGUCGUGUUGCAACUAACGCCAGACGACCAAUUUUAUGAAGUAACUAACAGGUAAUCGUGGGUUGCUGCGUACAAUUAAUUAAUGGCUCGUAUGCUGUCCUGCUCCGGACCUAACAUCGGCUAGAUCUGACUACUGGCAAGCGACUGCAACAUUAAUUAGUAAGCCGUUACCUUCACUCGUCCUCCGGUUAACUGCCUACUUACUCAGCUACCUGACCGAACGACAGGGAUAACACGACAUUUCCUGCUGCCUGUCACAUGAUUGUCGUGGUGCGUUGCAAGGUUCUUUCGAUUCUUCAAGCUUUGUUACCCAUUUUGCCGCACACAUUUAUCGAUACGCAUGCGGCUGUUUCUUUCUAUGCUUCCGUUAAGUUAUUAUAUUACAUGAAAAUUCCUUAGUCACCACUUUUUGUCACCAAAAUUGGUGCAUCAUGACAAUCUUCGUCCCUGUGCCAUUUAUCGGAUUCGCCAGCAAUAGACACUUUCAACACAGUCUCUAGCCAGAUGCUCCACCCAAAUCACGCUCAUAUGCCUCUUCCCGCGCCGUUCGAAGUAGACGACAUCGUACAGCCGUCGAAUAGGUGGGCAGACGGCCUUAGCCCCGCUAGCCUGCUUGUCCGCAUUAGUGGCCUAUUCUGCUGCCUGCCUGACUAAUUCAAUCCUUCAUGUAGCACAAACAGCAUUUGUUCACAAACUACACUGAGAAAGAGAAAGCGGCAACGGCAGACUCUAGCAAGCGCGUUGUGCCAUCCCUGCGCCGGCUGUUGCUGCUGCUGCUGUGGCAGCAGCACCAGCGGCAGCACCUUUCUGUCUACCGUCACUGUGUGCAUUUGUCUGUCUGUCUGUCGUGUCUAUUAUAGGCAACGACGGUGCUUUACUACUAACUGUAUCUACCGUGUACGACUCCUAGACGCUACUGUUUAUAGUGAUCGUCGUCGUCGUCAUCGUCGUCAUGGUAGUGGUAGUGCGCUGGUGGCGAUGACUGCGGCCGAGGCUCUGUUGCCGACUGUAGGUGUUAUCGUGCUCGCAAACAAUCGCUAUUGCUUCUCUUUUUCUACGCUGGCUGUUCAGAGCCGUUGUCGAUCUGCUGCGUGGCUGUUCUCAGGGAGGUGCUGCCGCUGCCGCCACCCUUAGCGGCCCAAAGAACAGGAACUCCAGCAGUGAAGAAGAAAUCGAAUCGAUUUUCUAUGCGCCGUGUGCCGUCGGCGAGCCCGCAUCUGCUACUCCUUUCGUACAGCUGCAACUGUUGCUGAUGUUGUUAUCGUUAUCGUUGUUAUCAUAGCCAACAGCAGUCUCAGUUCCUCUCUCAAGUGAACGGCAUUUGUAUAAUGGAAACGUUCAGUAUCUAAUAAUAUAAUAAUAACAAUAAUAAUAGCCAUAAUCAGCAGUGCUAGCACCGCAAGUGGCCGUUAGCCAGGAGACUGAGUGCAAGAGUAAGUGCAUUCGUGCGUUCUAACAAACCGCCUGUACCCGAAGGAAAGUGCGCGUGCCACCAAUGCAGUCGCGGCGGGGUCUACCGUGUACAAGAAAUCAACAGAUUCCGGCCGAUAGCGUUCACGACCGUUCACCAUUGCGGCCGGCACCGCCGUCUCUCGAGAGCUAAAGGAAUCGUCGAUCAGUUCGCUUGAAUAUUGUCUGUCAAAGCAAAGCGCCUUGUUUGUGUCCGAUCUAGUCACUCUUGUAUCGAAUGGCUACGACAAAAUGAAACACGAAGCCGGGCCAGAGGCAAAAAAGAAAGGAAGCACAGCAAAGGUGGACCCAUAGAUCGGACAUCACACCAACCUUGUAACCGCUAUCGCCCGCCACGGAGUGUUGUUGCGGAGCGCUCCGGAACAUAAUCAUUAUUAUCUAUUCUACCGCUAUGAUUACAAUUAUGGCCAUGGUGCUGUGCGCGCAUCGUCUUACCAACAGGACAGCAUAAGAAGCGUUGGUAGGAUCAGAAUAGGCCAAGGAAACAUUUCAUACAGUGCGCUCGAAAAUUCAAUCGGCCUCAACAGCAAUAGUAAUGAAAGCUCAUAGUGUACCGACACGACGGCGCAAGCUAUCGUCACUGGCGUUGUGAUGGCCUAUGUCAACGUUGAUCUAUCGCCUGUUGCUGUGUUGUUGAAGUGUGGGAGACAAAAAGGGACGAAGCUAGCUAUUACAGCAUCCGCAUUGUCACUGUUAUCUAGCCACUUGAAUUAAUUGGUUUGUUUGAUUAUUGACACCGCUGUCGCUGCUGUGGCCACUGAAUCUAGCAUACGGUACCUGCACCAAUUGUUUGUUGGUGUUGGACCUUUUCGCUCUUCUUCGUUGCCUUCAUUAUUAUUGUCGUCAGCAGACAUACGAUAGUGAUGCCACUCAUCGUUGCAGUUUAUUACCGCCGGUAGUAUUGGUAGCGCUAGAGUCGCUGCACCAGUCACGAUUUCGGUGAUGGCGCCGAAAAACUUGUGAGGCCUUUGUAAUAAAAGGAAAAAGUACGUUAGCUGACACAAGUGGUCAUCGUAACCAUCAUUAUUAUCAUCAUUGUCAUCGUGUUUUGUUUUCGUUGUUCAUCAUGACGUGCUGUAACAAUAUGUGCAUCUAACUAGCUGGAAAGAACGAGGAAUCAUCAGAUAACAACGAUAAUCAUCUGUUGUUACAUGAAGGUGAGAGCCGGUAAUCAGGUGCUUCCAUAAUCGAAUUGAAAAGUGUUUAUCAGAUCAUUUACAGGCAUAAAGCGGUGUGGCUGUAAAUGUGAAGGUUCUGCGUUCGAUUUCCGCAUGCGUUCGAAAGUACUGCGUGUGUUGCUAUGUAUUGUCAGGAUGUGUUCUGGUAGUAUAGGCUGUUAAGGUGGCGAAGGCCGCGGUGGUAUCUUACGCCAGUGGUGCCAAAUCAAACGGAUAGGACAAGCACGGAGGGGUGGUAAAGUAACGCAAGACUGACAAGCACAACUUGCUAUACGAUCGCAACUUGUGUAAAGUAAGAAACCAAUAAACAAGAGAGAGAGAAACUAAGAGAAAGAGAUGCUUCCUCUGGAGAACACUAAUACAAGGAACGAUGGUGACCAUCAUUCUCAGGAUUAUGCAUGGAACGCCCAAUGCUGUUACCAUCACGGCAUCUGGUCAGUCGACUAACCAAAAGCGUUUUUUAGAGAGAUCUUCAGCCUGAAAGCCCUUACUAGUUUCCUCUAAAAACAUAGAGAGCAUACUCAGUAAACGGAAAGGUGUUCUCGCUGCAUUGAGACCAACCACUCCGAGGUCGGAUCAACACCAUUGCGGAAACACAGAACGUCCACGACGCAAAACUUUCGUUUUAAUGAAGGCGUCUAGCAGAAAAAACAAUAAUACCAGCGAAAAAUUAAGAAUCUACGAAUGAAAAUGUUUUAACCGACGAUCAAUAGAAGAUUAAAAAAUUACGGUUAAAAGAACAACAACAACAACAAAAUGGCACGCGAACCCGUUGUUCUCAACGUCUACGAUAUGUACUGGACAAACGAGUGGACGUCACACCUCGGUGUCGGAGUUUUUCACUCAGGCGUGGAGGUUUAUGGGACAGAGUACGCCUAUGGAGGACAUCCAUUUGCCUUCACUGGCAUAUUUGAGAUAAUACCGAAAUUCGCUGAAGAGUUGGGUGAUAACUUCAAAUAUAAGACGUCGAUCGUUUUGGGCCAGACGGAUUUUACUGAAGAUGAAGUACGUAACCUAGUAGAAGGCAUGGGUGAUGAUUUUCGGGGGGAUCUCUACCAUUUGAUGAACAAGAACUGUAACCACUUUACCGGCGAACUUGGCAAGAUUCUCUGCGGAAGUGAGAUCCCGUCCUGGGUGAAUCGUCUGGCGUAUCUCAGUUCGCGGGUGCCGUUUCUGCAAAGGUGCAUCCCUAAAGAGUGGCUGACCCCCGUGGCCCUACAACAAAGCAUCGAGGGACACCAGCAAGGUUCAAAUUCUCCUCUACAUCCUACAGUACGGAGUCGAACGUCUUCGUUCACGAACUCGAGGGACUCCGGAGUUCCGCCUUCUCCCUCUUCGUUACCCCACCCUGCGCCGAAUGAACGGCGGAUCUGAAUCAGCAUACCCGUUGACGAACACGAUGCGUGGCCGUCCUCCAGUCGGACACCAACAACACCUCGGCAGCGGCUGCUACAAGAAAGACGACUUACACAAAUGCACCUCUAUAACAUUCUGCAUACCUUAACAAUCCUACUUAUGACUCUGCCAAAAACGAGCUCCGCCACAGAUUCCGCAAGUCGUCGUAGGUUUAGAAUCACAAAAGCGAUUUGCCGUUGUAGCACUUGGCUUACUCUGGAUUACUUGGAAGGAGAGCGCUUUAAGGAUUGUGUAACAUAAAAGCUGGCUGUUUGACGACAGCUCGGUUCUGUAAAUAAACAAUUCUGUACACAUUGUAGAAGGAAAUGAGCUAUAGGAAAGUACUAUAAUACUUGUGUAGAAGAUACUCAGUUACAUGGCGCCAAUGGUCGUGGCUUUCAGUGUGAGUGGCAUAGUUUGUUAGCUGGAGGUUCAUAAUGCCAUGAUAUCGUCAUAGUUAGACAAGUGACUGCCUUAUUCUGGUUUAUAAAAAAACAGCAUGUAAACUGGAGAAAAAAGUAAAGUUGUGACAGCUAUAAUAGAUAGCGCAGCAUCCCGUGGUGAUAACGUUAACCCUAUAUGGUAACACUGUCUUUACACAGGAGCCAAAAGCACAAGUAAUGGAGUAACAGGUACUACGAAUGUAACGUAGGUUAACAAAACGGAUAUCUGAUGAACUUGAUUAAUUUUAGAAAGUCAAUGCCAACCUGUAACUAUACUUUGACCGUGUUUGCAAAAUAAAAACAUUGCUAAUUAAUUUUCGCUUCGACAUGAGCUUCAUCGACGAUAAGCACCACACGUUCAAUGAAUCUCUAGCGAGCCUCUAGAACUCUGUGGAGUUGAUUAAUUCCAACAAAUAUCAACUUUACGCCGAUUAUGGUGCGUACUUUAUUCAUAUAUGUUUUGACCCAUUUAUUUUUCCCAUUCUAGAUACAAAGCGUCUUCCUCUUCAUAUAUCUUUGAAUAAAACAUUUAAUUCCUUUAUGCUAGAUUCUAAUUUGUAUAGGAGGAUUGUCGCAUACUUGGCAGACACCUUGCGUCUUUAGACAGAAUCUUAAAAGUCUUUUCCGGGAAUCUCACAUGUGCAUUUGCUAAAAUUGCCAACUGCCCCUCAAACGCAAUGUUCAUUAUAUCGAUAUAUCUUCCAUACGUCACUUGCCUCGCAACGGCUGUCUUAGUUUUAAAACUUCUCAUCUAUGGAAGCAAACAUUAUAAUCUUCGUAAGAUUUCUUGCCGAGUCACAUCUUUUACGUCUCCGUUAUUCGUAAUGUUUUACGGCAGAAUCGUUUAUAGAUAACCCAGCAAGUACGUUUAUUCUAUGAUAUUAAUAAAACUAUACGAGACUACGCAUACCACACGCGUUAACUUCAUUAAAUUUCAAGGACGGACUUGUUUUUCAUCCCGAAUACGUGGAAAAUCGAAUGCAAAAGAGAACAAUUUUCCGAGUUUUGUAUACAAACAAAUAGAUACAAUUUAACAAAUUAUAUAAAUACAUAUGUAAACGACCACAUUUAUUUAUAGGGUGAUCUAUUAACUGGAUAAAACUGCCUCUUGUGCGGUUCGGAAAGAGCGGCUAUUUUAGCCCAAAAUACACAUACAUAUACAUAGAAAUCACGUAAAGAAGAGAGAAUGUAUAACCACUGGUUAGAUGAUAACACGUGUUACGUUUGAUAAAUAAUAUGCUUACUAUCGUAAAUGACUAUAAUAUAUAUAAAACUAUUGAUAUAUAUGACUAUAAUAUAUAUAUAUAUAUAAAAUUAGGAGAAAACAAUUAUAUGUAUAUGUAUGUAUAUAUAUGCAGACUCUCCACAAAGCGGAUCGGGUAGUCUAUAUUUCCUUGAAUCCCUCCGCUGCCAUCAUAUUUCGAGCAAUCACGACGUUCAGCAGCUAGAGACUGGCAAAAUAACCGGGCAUAAGGGUAUUAUAUACCUACAACCGGUCAAAACCGGAAACACAUUGAUUGUAAUUAUAUAAUUUAUACGUCCGUUUCUAUAUAUAUAUAUAU